Messenger RNA from Caenorhabditis sp. 36 PRJEB53466, 1203 nucleotides. The record is from the annotation of a GenBank genome assembly. NCBI's taxonomy places the organism in Eukaryota, Metazoa, Nematoda, Chromadorea, Rhabditida, Rhabditidae.
AUGUCGUUGAGCCGCUGCGUUUCCCUGGGCCAGAACGCCCGCGUUAUCAUCAUCCCGGCAAGAUUUGCGCACGCCGCCGCCAACCGUAGGUUCUUUGCCCAUUUCUCGAGAAGAACACGAAAGAUGGACAUGGAAUAACUGAUGUAAUGUUUACAGAGGCUGCUGUUGCCACUGACGAUGCGCCGAACUUCUUCCAGAAGUUGGCUCUCCGCUUCCAGGGUACGAUUGCUCGGCGGAUAGAUUCUGAAAUAAUGAGAGUUGAUUGUUGCAGGAGUGCCAAUCAAGGGUGAGACCCAUGCCCCAAAGUCCAUGUUCGAAGACUGCAACAAAGAAUGGUCCGCUCCGGAGCCACUCCCAGCCAUCCCGAAGGACUUCAAGGAGCACCCAGACCGCGACUUGGUCAGUUUUUCCUCAAAAUUCUCGUAAAGUAGCCCGAUUUUCAGGUGAACUACCCAUACCCAGCUAGACCGAUGUACCCACCAAAGACCCGUCUGCUCAUGAUGCCGGAUGCGUGGUUUACUCCAUUCCAGAAGGUGACCGGAGUCUCCGGACCAUACCUCUUCUUUGGAGGACUCUUCGCCUUCCUCGUCAACAAGGAGUUGUGGGUGUUCGAGGAGCAAGGACACAUGACCGUCGGAUGGAUCAUCUUCUACCUUUUGGUCUCCAGAACUGUUGGAUGUAAGAGGAUGGGUCUUGUGGACAAGGUUUCAACCGAAUUGUACUUUCAGACAAGAUUGACAACUCCUUGUACCAAGGAUACCAAGAGCGCGUCAACUUUUUCAAGGGACUCAUCCAGGAAGAUCUCAAGGACGUCGUUGAGUUCAAGAAGACCUCGGCCGCCCAGACCGAGUCGCUCACCGCCAUCAAGGAUGCCCUCCCGACCGCUCUCAAGGAGAGCAUGGCUCUUCAGCUUGAGGCCACCUACAGAAAGAACGUGCAGUCCGUCGCCACCGAACUGAAGCGUCGCAUCGAUUACUUGAAGGAGACCGAGGAGACCAAGGCCCGUUUUGAGAAGGAGCAGCUCCUCAAGCUUAUCAACGACAGCGUGAGUGGAGUUUUCAGAUUGACUCUUCUUCUGGAAAACUUGAACAAUUAUUGAUUGAAAUGUUACAGGUGACGAAGCAAGUCAACGACCGAUCGUUCAAGGACCAGUACCUGCAAAACGCCAUUCAACAGCUCAAGGGAUUGAAUGUGCAACUCUAA